This is a messenger RNA of Bufo gargarizans (Asiatic toad), 1684 nucleotides long. It is a transcript of the gene ARL4A, whose product is annotated as ADP ribosylation factor like GTPase 4A. NCBI's taxonomy places the organism in Eukaryota, Metazoa, Chordata, Amphibia, Anura, Bufonidae. Gene Ontology annotation, biological process: vesicle-mediated transport; intracellular protein transport. The record is from RefSeq and is a predicted model, not a curated record. Gene Ontology annotation, molecular function: GTPase activity; GTP binding. The transcript is spliced from 2 exons. Gene Ontology annotation, cellular component: cytoplasm. Bases 174 to 776 code for a protein of 200 amino acids.
CUUAGCGUCCAGUCACUCGUCUGGUGAUGUGCCUGCUGCUAGUCUGUGCGUUGCUGCUGGUGCGGGAAGCCGGGUGAUGCGGGAUCGCUGCGGGCUCUGCACCACCGCCUUCCAGGUAUCUUCGUGACGUGGAGCUGGACGCUGUUAUCCCGGAUCUUGUAACCUUCUUCAGCAUGGGGAACGGCCUUUCGGAGCAGACUCCAAUCCUGUCGGGAAUGUCUCCAUUUCAGGCGCUGCACAUCGUCAUUUUAGGCCUGGACUGCGCCGGUAAGACGACCGUGUUGUACCGCCUGCAGUUUAACGAGUUUGUCAACACCGUCCCCACCAAAGGAUUUAACACGGAGAAGAUUAAAGUCGCUCUGGGUAAUUCCAAAUCCGUUACCAUUCACUUCUGGGACGUUGGGGGCCAGGAGAAGCUGCGGCCGCUGUGGAAGUCGUACACCCGCUGCACGGACGGGAUUGUGUUUGUGGUGGACUCGGUUGACGCCGAACGCAUGGAGGAAGCCAAGACGGAACUGUACAAAAUUACCAAAAUCUCCGAGAACCAAGGAGUCCCGGUUCUCGUUGUGGCCAACAAGCAGGACCUGAGGAACUCCUUAUCUCUGGCUGAAAUCGAGAAGCUGCUGGCGCUGAACGAGCUCAGCUCCUCCACCCCGUGGCACCUCCAGCCCACGUGCGCCAUCAUCGGGGACGGCCUGCGGGAGGGCAUAGAGAAGCUCCACGAAAUGAUCCUAAAACGCAGGAAAAUGCUUCGACAGCAGAAGAAAAAGAGAUGACGCAUCCGUCGCCAUGGUCUGCGGCAAAACGGCGUAAUUCUGCCCCGUCAGUGUGUUGACGUUCCCCAGGGUUAGGUCAGGAAACCUAGACCCGGCUGGUGUUAAAGCUACAUUGUAUCUUAAUUUCUAGUCGUGCAGAUCCGGCAGUGCUCGCAGCGCGUCUGGGAUCCGAACCGCGUGGCGUCGGCGGACGCGCGGCCUCAUCGUGAGCCACGAAUGGUUGCAGUUGGGAAUAAGGAGGGUGAAUGCUCCUGUGACGCAGUCGAGGGAGAUGAAUUAAGACACGUGACGUUCCUUGCACCCUUCCCCUCCCCCCUUUAUUUUAUGUAAUAUCCGACAUUCCAGUUAUAAUGGCAUCGGGGUGGGGGGGAGGGGCUGGAUAUGACGUCCAGGCUGAUCUUUACUUUUAAGACUUAUCCAUGCAGUGCAUGAAGGAUUUCAAUCGUUUUCUCGUCUUUUGUGUUUUUUAACUUCACAAUGCUAUUACGGGACGCAUCUGUGGAUGGAGGGCCCGAAUUCUGUGUCCUGUCGUACAUCAUAUCAUUUGUAAUAUUGAGUCAAUUUGCAAAUCGUUUGCUUUACUUACUGGUUUUUAUGUCUUAUACUCCAAUCGCAUCCAAAGCUGCAUCCAAAAUCCUAGUAGUGUUUUAGAAGCUGCAGCAUCUUCAGUUUCUCUGCUGCCCCCUGAUGAGCGAAUAUAUACAGCGCAUGCUCUGCUGUGGCGAGAUGCAUUCUUUACGCCAGGCAGUGUGGACUACAUCUCCCAGAAUGCAGUGUGUGUGUGGCGCUAUAUGGGAGCUCUGUGAAGCUAUCAGGGCUGUGUCUAUCAGCAGUCUUGACAAGUUCCUAAUAAGCCAAAAUGUUUUUUUUUAAUGCAGCUUUGGCUGUGACUAGAGUAUAAGAUACCA